AUGGCAAUUGUAAUUGAUGCAUUUGCAGAAGCAGCCAUUUCUAACAUGUUCUGGUCUGUAACCAGUUUGUUGAAAGACAAGGUGGACCUCAUCCGGAAUGCGAAAGUCGAGAAGCUCCAGAAAAAGCUGGAAGGCUUGCAGAAGACCAUCAAAAGUGAGCUGUCAAAGAGCAAGUUCUUAUUGGUUUUAGAUGAUGUAUGGGAAUUAGGUUGGUGGAUGGGAGAGGUAGCGGACACCCUAUCGGGAGGUGCAAAGGAGAGCAAGAUUUUGAACACCAGUAGAAAGGUAGAAGUCUCUCAAAGAAUUGGUUAUAAUAUGUAUAAAUUGACAGAAAUGUCUUUGGAUGAAAGUUGGAGCUUGUUUCUGCGUGUGGCAAAGAUACAAGAACAUGUAUUGGAGAGUCACAAUUUGAAAGAGCACAAGUACAAUGCCUCAGGAGCAGCAAAUAAGGUGCGGACAUUGUUGUGCGAUCCUGAUUCUGAUUCCAAGUCGGACUUGUGUUCGGUUUAUAUUGCACACUUAACCAAUUUCAAGUGGUUGAGGGUGUUGUCAUUGAGGGGAUAUAGGAUGUAUGAGUUGCCAAAGUCAAUUGAAGAUCUUUCACUUCUAAAAUAUCUCGAUCUAAGCUAUUCUUAUGUGAAACGGUUGCCCAGUUCAAUCGGCAGACUCUGUAACUUGCAAAUAUUGGAUUUAAGUGUUAGUAAAAUUGAAGAAUUGCCCAAGGAAAUAGUUGAACUGAGCAACUUGAAGUAUCUUGGGCUGAAAGAUAUAGAGGAAUUGAAAUUUAUAACCGAAGGCCUGGGGAAGCUUACUAAUUUAUGGAUCUUGUACAGAUUUAUUGUAUGCAAUGACAAGGGGGAUACAAGAGGAUGCAAUAUUAGGGAACUAAAAGACUUGAACAAGCUGAAGGGAGAAUUGUUAAUAGAAUGUUUGGGUGGGGGAAGGGUGAAAACACUACAGCUGCAGCAUUGCCCAUUGUUGGCAACAGUGAUAGGAAUUAAAUCAUUGGAAGAAUUGAAGGUCCAAAACUGCCCGACAUUGUGUGAAUUGCCAAACAUGCUUUCGUUGAAGUCCUUGGAGAUUUGGCUGUGUGAUGGGCUCAACAAGGUUGGUGACCUGCCAGCAUUAGAGUCGUUGACUGUGUCCAGAUGCGAAAGGCUGAAGACUCUUGCUAACAUGCCUGCGUUGGAGGUAGAGGGAUGUGGCAGGCUACAGCAAGUAUCUGAUGAUCACAUGCCGGAUUUAAAGAGACUGAAGUUGUCUUACCUGAAGAUUUUGAAGCAGCUCCCCACUCACCAUCCUUCACUUGAGGAACUGGAUGUAAAGAAUUUGCCCAACUGGGAAAUAACACUUACUUUUAUGCCAUGCUUAAGAAAGGCGAGUUUUGACACUUGUCCAAAGGUACAGACAGAAGGCUUGAUUUAUGCUCUAUUGGAGCUGGCGGGGCAUGGCGGUCAAGUGACUCAGCUCCGAAUGCUGUCACUGAAGAAUUGCCGAAGUGAAAGAUUGGGAUGGAAAUUGCUUGAGGAAAUGCCUAACCUCAUUUGCUUGAAGUUGGAUUCAAAAUCAGCGCAGUACUACUGCCAUCAUCAUUGCCAUCGGAGGUACCAACAUUUCUACCCUCCUUCAAGGCUCUGGAAUUGA
Nymphaea colorata (pocket water lily) is the source of this 1644-nucleotide messenger RNA. RefSeq names its product putative disease resistance protein RGA3. The coding region runs from base 1 to 1644 and encodes 547 amino acids. The transcript has 4 exons. Lineage: Eukaryota; Viridiplantae; Streptophyta; Magnoliopsida; Nymphaeales; Nymphaeaceae. Gene Ontology annotation, molecular function: ADP binding. The record is from RefSeq and is a predicted model, not a curated record.